This is a messenger RNA of Polychytrium aggregatum, 3801 nucleotides long. RefSeq lists its product as uncharacterized. The coding region runs from base 163 to 3801 and encodes 1212 amino acids. Gene Ontology annotation, molecular function: ATP binding; protein kinase activity. Gene Ontology annotation, biological process: protein phosphorylation. NCBI's taxonomy places the organism in Eukaryota, Fungi, Chytridiomycota, Chytridiomycetes, Polychytriales. The record is from RefSeq and is a predicted model, not a curated record. The transcript is spliced from 22 exons.
GCCAUGCCAUGCCAUGCCAUGCCAUGGGCGAAUGGUGCGCUCGGAUACUGAAGAAGCGACUGCCUUGUGCAGGCCGGCCUACGGAAGCGCAGUGCGGCUGUGGACGACCGUUGGGCCGGCAAUCCGUUCGUCUGCCGACAUCGACAAGUUCCCGCCCAAACCAUGACUCUGGUGUGCUGCCUGGAUGGCGCCUUGAUUCAGCGUCGACGCAUGUGGCUCGAUGGUUCGGCCGCCGGGCGGCUCGACCCUCGCCAGCGGACCGAGUCCUCUUUGCUGGAAGCCAUAGAGUCAUCGCUCACUCCCGAGAGGAGCCAGGCCUGUCUGGUCCGAAUUGCCCGUUUCGCGCACCCACUCUUGCGAGUCGCCCAUCGUUCGUCGCCCGAUAUGCGGUCUGCCUCGCUCAGCCGGAGAAAGACGUCGCCCAAGCCGGCCGCAGGUGUCCGGUUAGAUCGAUACCAGCUGGGGGAUUGUGUGGGAAAAGGUGCCUUUGGCGUCGUCCAUAGCGCACUCAAUGUUGAGACCGGCGAGGUCGUCGCCAUCAAGCAACUGAAGCUCAAUGCUCUCUCAAAGCACGAGCUGGCUUUGAUCAUGAUGGAAAUUGAUCUUCUCAAAGAGCUGCAACAUCCAAAAAUCGUGCGAUAUAUCGGAUUCUUCAAAACAAAAGAACAUCUCAACAUCAUCAUGGAGUACUGCGAAAAUGGCUCACUCCAACACAUCGGCAAGACUUUUGGAGAGUUCCCAGAGCCAUUGGUUGCGAUCUAUGUCGCCCAGGUGCUGGAGGGCUUGAUCUAUCUGCACGAUCAAGGCGUCAUUCAUCGAGACAUCAAAGGAGCGAACAUCUUGACAACCAAGGACGGUUUCGUCAAGUUGGCUGAUUUUGGCGUGGCCACAAAACUCUCUGACAUCAACGACAAGCACGUUGUGGGAUCUCCUUAUUGGAUGGCGCCAGAGGUGAUCGAACUCUCUGGAGCGACAACAGCAUCGGACAUUUGGAGCGUUGGGUGCACAACCAUCGAACUGCUGCAGGGCAAGCCGCCGUACCAUGAGCUCGCACCAAUGUCUGCGCUGUUUCGAAUUGUGCAAGACGAACAUCCGCCGCUGCCUGAAAAUGCUUCGCCGCUUGCCAAGGAUUUUUUGCUCCACUGUUUCCAGAAGGACUGUAACCUGCGUGUGACAGCCAAGAAGCUCUCCAAGCACCCAUGGGUGCAAGCAGUCAAGCAGAAGAAAGUCAGCUCGCCAUCAAGAGGUGCCCCGACUGGCACUCUACUGACACCGAUCGUCGCCUCGCUUGAAAAUCUUGUGCCUGAGUCGGUUGGCGCCGAGGCAUCCUUGCCAGUCCAGAUCAUUGAAGCCAAUCCACAGGACAUCCAGCCAAUCGAUUCCAAGUCUCCUGAACGGCUCGCGAGAGCACAAGCUGUACCGAAAAUCGAUCUGUCGCAAAAAUCGACAACAUCCCCGCCUUCGUCGCGGUCAACACCUCUUGCAGAGUCUCAAGGAAAGCUCCUUCAUCGCCCUAGCACCGCUUCUGCACAGUUUACAACACUUCCAGCCGAAUCUCCGAAAUCAGAGAAGCCGGGCUCCUGCUCGACGAGUGUGGCGGCAGCAAGUGCCAAGAAGAUGGUCAAAGAGGAAACUGAGAGCUGGGACGAUGAUUUUGAUUUUGAAGAAGCCAAGAAGGUUUCCGAGUUGCAGGAUAAGGACCAUUCGCUUCCGAGGCGGCUCCAAGCCCAAACAAAAUCGAAAAAGUCAACUGGAGGACAAAUCCAUAAAGCGUCGCUAUCAGCUCCGCCGCUUGCGUCUCCCCUCUUGCCUGGUGCCAAACCCGUUCCAAAGGCAUUGGAUAUAUCGUUUGAGAGCUGGGACGACGACUUUGAGUUCCAGGAUCUGAAGCUUGCCCCGAAAUCCGAGUCACCAGUCCAGCCCACAGACAAAAUGCAGAAUGCCAAACCUCUGGCCACCACCAGUGAUCCGAAGACAGUCAAGGACGCCCAGCGCGCCAUAAAUACGUCCGUCGAGAAAUACGCCGAGAACGCCUUGUUCGAAGAUUAUGGUGAUUUUCUCCACGACUCAGACAUGGAGCUUUCCAAGAAAAUCCAAAGCCACAAGCUCGACUUCGAGUCAAAUAAUGAUGAUAAAAACGAUGACAGCGGAAACGAGUCGGAUCCAUUCUCAGAGAUUGAGGAGUCAUCGUUUUACAACGAGCAUCAUACCAAGAUAUCAGUGUCUAUCAUGGAGGAGUUUUCAAGAAUCCGCUUUGGGAUCCCUGAGUCCGUGCUCAUACAGCACUGUGAUAACCUGCUGAAUAUGCUUAUAGCGGCCGGACCAGUCGCUGUGUCGCGGAUCGUCACAUACCACUGUGUUAUACCGUUGAUCGAGCUGCUGGAAACGCAAAUAUCAUCCCCGUUGGCAUGUCGACUGCUCAGCCUCAUCAACACGGUCGUCGUUGCAAACAUGCAAGUCCAGGAAAACAUCUGCCUCUUGGGGAGCCUGUCAGUCAUCUUCCAGUACACGCUCAACAAACAUCCAUCCAAAGUGCGCCUUGAGGCGGGCCUGUUUGUCUUGAAGCUCUGCCGGACGAGUCCCUUGACUCUUCAGAUGUUCAUUUCCUGUCGAGGACUGCCAAUCCUGACUCAGCUUCUCGAAGACAACUAUCAAGCCGAGCACGAGCUUGUUUGGAUUGCAAUCGACGCCAUGGAAGGCGUGUUUGAGCUCCAGGGAUCGACGCCCAAGAACUACUUUUGCGAAAUCCUCUCCAAAAAUGGCGUUCUCAAAAAGCUGACUACGUCGUUGCUAUGGAUCAUGGCAGAUCCUGAUGUCCGUGCUUCGUCGUUUAUCAAGAAAGUGGCGGGGCUCCUGCUACUCUUUUCGCAAGCGGACUCGACGAUCAAGGAGAAGCUUGGGCGACGCGAGUGUCUGAAAGACCUCGCUCGGGCGCUGCCGCACCUGUCUCCCAGCCUUCAGGUGGUUGUGCUCAAAUGCAUCAAGAAUGUGUCGAUGCAAUCGAGCACCCUCGAUGCGCUCCAGAGCGUCGAAAUGAUCCAGCUCAUCAGCUCGAUGCUGUCUCAGAAGGGCUCUCCAUGCUAUAUGGAAGUGCAAAACCAGGCGGUGACGAUCCUCUUCAAUCUCUGUCGCCUGAGCAAGGAGCGGCAGGAGCUUACGGCACUCGCGGGUCUAAUCCCGCAGCUACAGAGCUUUGUGGCGAGCAAGAGCCCACUCCGCCAGUUUGCGCUACCAAUUCUCUGUGAUCUCACGCACGGCGCCAACGUCGUCGUUCGGAACAUCCUGUGGGAAUCCAGCGGAGUCUACUCGUACAUGGAGCUCCUUACGGACCCGUACUGGAGUGCCAACAGCCUCGAAGCCCUGGGCGCUUGGAUAUGCGACGACCUGACAAGGAUCGAGGAUGUUCUGGUCGCCCCCAGCGGGGUGAGCGCAUUGGCGACAGGGUUCGUGCUAGCUUCGAAGAACAGCACCACCCAGUUUUCAAACUUCCUCGGGCCUUUCCAAAAGCUGUUGAUGGUAUCACGCCGGAUAUGUCAAGAGAUCCUGUUGAGCUCGCCGUUCAGGGACAAGAUGCUGGACAGGCUUGAGCAUCCGAAGGUCAUGAUCCGACUCUCAGUUCUGAAGAUUGUAUCGACCCUCGUAGAGAAUCUACUGUCGGCGCCUCUGACCGAAGGAGGCGCUGCAGCCGAAGCCCGUCCCAGCGGCUCGCGACUCAAGCGCCUGGGACAGCAUGACCCCGCGGUGCUUGUGAGAGAACUGGCCAAGAAAGUGCUUGUGAUGCUCAGGAUCGACAGCGAGUAG